This is a messenger RNA of Ictalurus punctatus (channel catfish), 2321 nucleotides long. It is a transcript of the gene nfe2, whose product is annotated as nuclear factor, erythroid 2. The record is from RefSeq and is a predicted model, not a curated record. The transcript has 4 exons. Gene Ontology annotation, molecular function: DNA-binding transcription factor activity, RNA polymerase II-specific; RNA polymerase II cis-regulatory region sequence-specific DNA binding. Gene Ontology annotation, biological process: regulation of transcription by RNA polymerase II. Bases 293 to 1690 code for a protein of 465 amino acids. Gene Ontology annotation, cellular component: nucleus. NCBI's taxonomy places the organism in Eukaryota, Metazoa, Chordata, Actinopteri, Siluriformes, Ictaluridae.
GUGAGAGUGAAACAGAGAGAGAGAGAGAGAGAGAGAGAGAGAGAGAGAGAGAGAGCGAGCAAGACAGACAGACAGAGGUCGCUCACAUGUACUUCUCAACUUCAGAGCUAUCAGUUAUAAAAUGAGUACCAAACAAUUGAUGACUGAUUUGUAAAGCUCUGCACUUCUGCUGAACUUCAGAUUCAAAGUUUUGGCUCGAAGGAUAAUAUUAUAGCUCAAGAUAUUUACCUGAACUCAUGGGUCCAAAGAAAUGCUACUAAGAAGAGGACACUGCAGCUGGGGCCUUGCCUGAAUGUGUUCAAGCAUAAACAGCACUCUUCCCUUUAAUUUCACUUGUGAGGGACCAGUAAACUCUAACAGACUUCAUGGGGGAGUGUCGAUGUCUAGCACUCACAGAUUCAGUGCGAGUGGCAGGGUCUGGGCCAAUUAUCCUCCUCAACAAUCAGAGAUGGACUGGACCUGGCAGGAACUAAUGACAAUCACAGAAUUGCAGGAAUUUGAAGUCCCCAAUGAGAAUCCAUUCGAGGCUGGUACAUAUCUCUCCACGGAGCCAGUGGUGCAUUAUGGGAGUUGCGGAAUGAACCUGGCAGAACCUAACCCACCCACCUGUCAGGCAAGCCCUGCUGCUGCUUUUGAAGCCGGGUAUGCUGAUGCAAUAUCCCCAUACCAACGCUUGAACCCAAACAUGGAGAUGCACUAUGGACACGGUGGGUGCCAGGCUACCAGAUUACCACCAAAUGCACCACCUCUUCAACGACCACUCAUGAGCCUCUUCGAUCCCAUGAACAUGACAAACACCAAUCAGGGACAGGGGAAAAACUGCAACGGACACCCAGAUGAUCUCGAGUCAGACUCUGGUCUUUCUUUAGGCUCAAGCCCACCACUUGCCUCACCUGAGAACGAAGUCCAUGGGACACUCACUCACUUACCCCGAGACAGCUAUACUGAUUGUGACGUAGACUGUGCUGGAAACCCAUGUCACAUGAGACCAAACCUAAAUGCUCCUGUGGAUUAUUCACACACGUUUGCCUCCUACUCUGGACAUUCCUACUUUCCAAUUACCCCAAACCCACAACAUUCUCUUCAGCAUAUGUCUCAUUCACAUCAGCACAUAACAGCCACAAAAGAGCAGCUUUUUCCUGCGACUCUGCAUGAUCCUUAUGUAAGCCACUCAAGCACACCAAGAGCAGUCUCUUUCCAGUCACCGAACCCCAAAACGAAAGAGGUCUCCGGCCCUCUCUCAAGAGACGAGCGGAGAGCAGUUGCUCUCCAAAUCCCUUUUCCGCUCGAAAAGAUAGUCAAUCUGCCCGUAGAUGACUUCAACGAGCUCCUGAGCAGACAUGCACUAAGCGAUGCCCAGCUCACACUUGUGCGCGACAUCCGCCGCCGCGGCAAGAAUAAGGUAGCGGCUCAGAACUGCCGGAAGAGGAAGCUGGAAAACAUUGUGCAUCUGGAGCAUGAGCUGGGUCAGCUGAGGGCCCGCAGAGAACAUCUAGCACGAGAGAGGCUAGAGUUCCAACAGAAUCUCACCAUGCUGAAGUGUCGUCUCUCGGAGCUUUACGCUACAGUAUUCUCCCAGUUACGGGAUGAGGAAGGACACCCAUAUUCUUUGGAGGAUUAUUCACUCCAACAAAGUAAUGAUGGUAACCUUUACCUAAUGCAGCGAGACAACUCAUUUGAUGGGGAAUAAAUGAGGGUCUUUCAAUUAAGUACAUGGUUAAAGGUUUGAUGUCUCAAAAAAAAUUAGACAUGCUAUAAAAAUUAUGGGUCUUUGAUGUAGCAAACUCAAAAUCAUCCUCAGGGCCACAGCCAAAGACUACACAGCAUGCUGGCUACUUUCCUUAGCAAAAUUAAAGUGGUCCAAACUCUCAUGAUACUAUGUACAUAUAAUUAAGCAUUAACUCACAGGAAUUAUGUGUUUCACCACUUUAAAAGCUUUAUUUACAUAGUAAAAAAACAACAACAUUUAAUUACACAGUAAAAAAGUUCAUUCCGACAUCAUCCCUUUGGUCCUAAAACAAAGGAAACAGAAAAGACAAUAAAACAUUAGUACGAAAUUAAUUACAUUAAGCAUCACAAAAGAGGAAGACAUAUUUACCUUCACAGUGCCUGAAGAAAACAGGCAAAUCAUCCAUUUCAGGAUCAGAAAUGCUUUGCAUCAAAUUCCUAGAAGGCAGAGCAAAAAAUUUGCUAGUCAAUACACAGACAAGAACACUGCAUGCAUUAACCUUAAGGGACAGAAUCCAGUUAAAGACUGUUAAGCAAUGUACAUUUGUACCAGUUCGUUCUACUCUCUAGUUACUUUCCUGAUUUUUUUUUUU